AGUCUCGUCCGGAGACUGGCAGCAGCGGCGGCGGCGGCCGGAGCUCGAGCCUCAGCGGCUGAGGGCGGGCGGGCGGGCGGGCGCGGGGGAGGGAGGGGGGCCGGUCCGCGACGAGUCCCGGACGGCGUUUCUCCUCCGAGCGGCGCCGAUUUCGGCUUUGGGGGGGGCUGGGGUACAGCCCAUCCAUGACCAUGGGCGACAAGAAGAGCCCGACCAGGCCAAAAAGACAAGCGAAACCUGCCGCAGACGAAGGUUUUUGGGAUUGUAGCGUCUGCACCUUCAGAAACAGCGCCGAAGCUUUCAAAUGCAGCAUCUGCGAUGUGAGGAAAGGCACCUCCACCAGGAAACCUCGGAUCAAUUCUCAGCUGGUGGCACAGCAGGUGGCACAGCAGUACGCCACGCCACCGCCCCCUAAGAAGGAGAAGAAGGAGAGAGCUGAGAAACAAGACAGAGAGAAACCGGAGAAGGACAAGGAAAUCAGUCCUAGUGUUACCAAGAAAAAUACCAACAAGAAAACAAAACCAAAGUCUGAUAUUCUAAAAGAUCCUCCUAGCGAAGCUAACAGUAUACAGUCUGCAAAUGCUACAACAAAGACCAGUGAGACGAAUCACACCUCAAGGCCCCGGCUGAAAAACGUGGACAGGAGCACCGCACAGCAGUUGGCAGUAACAGUGGGCAAUGUCACAGUCAUUAUCACAGACUUUAAGGAAAAGACUCGCUCCUCCUCAACAUCUUCGUCCACAGUGACCUCCAGUGCAGGGUCAGAACAGCAGAACCAGAGCAGCUCGGGGUCAGAGAGCACAGACAAGGGCUCCUCCCGGUCCUCCACGCCAAAGGGCGACAUGUCAGCAGUAAAUGAUGAAUCUUUCUGAAAUUGCACAUGGAAUUGUGAAAACUAUGAAUCAGGGUAUGAAAUUCAAAUUCUCCAUCUGCCCAUGCUGCUCACUCCCUGGAGAGUCUCCUGUGGACGUCGACCUUAGUGAUGAUGCCAGGAUGGUUUCUGCUUGUCGUGGGCAUCUGGCCACCAAGGAAUUUCGCACCCUGACAAUUACUCUUGACACUUUUAUGUAUUCCAUUGUUUUAUAUGAUUUUCCUAACAAUCAUUUAUAAUUGGAUGUGCUCCUGAAUCUACUUUUUAUA
Molecule: messenger RNA, 1140 nt
Organism: Castor canadensis (American beaver)
Lineage: Eukaryota; Metazoa; Chordata; Mammalia; Rodentia; Castoridae
Gene: Rybp
Product: RING1 and YY1 binding protein
Biological process (GO): positive regulation of DNA-templated transcription
Cellular component (GO): nucleus
Molecular function (GO): transcription coregulator activity; DNA binding
Source: RefSeq, a predicted model, not a curated record